GAAGUAAAGCAGAUGUUAGGAAGCUAACGCUGGUCCUGUGUUUUCUCCUGUCGUUGGCAGAUCCUCAUAGAGUUCUGUGCAGGAGGGGCAGUGGAUGCCGUCAUGCUCGAACUGGAGAGACCCCUGACCGAGCCGCAGAUCCGGGUGGUGUGUAAGCAGACCUUGCAGGCGCUCGUCUACCUCCACGAAAACAAAAUCAUCCACAGAGACUUGAAGGCCGGCAACAUCCUCCUCACUCUGGACGGAGACGUGAAGCUGGCUGAUUUUGGCGUAUCGGCCAAAAACACAAAGACGCUUCAGCGGAGAGAUUCUUUCAUUGGAACGCCUUACUGGAUGGCCCCUGAGGUGGUGAUGUGUGAGACCUCCAAGGACCGUCCAUACGACUACAAGGCCGACAUCUGGUCCCUGGGGGUCACCUUAAUCGAGCUGGCGCAGGUCGAGCCCCCGAACCACGAGAUGAACCCCAUGAGAGUCCUGCUGAAGAUCGCAAAGUCCGACCCGCCCACACUGAUGCAGCCGUCGCGCUGGUCUCCAGAGUUCAGCGACUUCCUGAAACGUUGCCUGGACAAGAACCUAGACAGCAGAUGGACCGCAGCGCAGCUUCUUCAGCAUUCGUUCGUCUCGACUGUGACUGACAGCCGGCCGCUGAGGGAGCUGAUAGCCGAGGCGAAGGCUGAGGUCACCGAGGAGAUCGAAGAGCACAAAGAGGAAGAGGAGGAGGAAGAGACCGAGGCACAUCUGGGCCACAAACGGGCUCCGUCUGACGUCAGCGUCGCCAGCUCCGAGGACGAAAAGAUCCCUCUGUCGCCCUUGGAAUCAGUCCCUGAGAAGAUGGAACCGAUCCUACCAGUUCCUUCCCCGGCCAAGCUUCCCGACUCCAACCAUGUGGCGGAAACCGUCUCCACAGAAGAACCUGCUGCGCCUGCUGCACAGGAGCAACCACAGGAAGCUCCAAACACUCCAGUUCCAGAAGAACCUAAAGAGAAACCGUCAGAGGAGAACGUUCCAGAGGCCGUGUCUGAUGCCACUUCACCGGGGUCAGAGGCCGAACCAGACACACCGUCCAAGGAGCUGCAGCAGCUGGAGAUAGACGUGGAGGAUGAAAAGGAAGUGGACACGGCCGAGGUUCCUGGGCCUCCUGACUCACCUGCUGCACCAGAAGGAAACACUCCAGCUCAGGAAGAGGAGGAGGACCGAUACAAACAUCUCAAGGUGACUCUAACUCUACCUGAGCCAGAGCAGGAAGUCCUGAAGAAGGAAAACGGAGAGCAGCCGGUAGAAAAAGACAGAAUGAAUGCUGAAGAGGAGAAGAAGGUUCCGGACAAAGCCAAAGACGAAAAAGAGCGAGAUUCUGACUCAGGAAGGGGCUCGGCUGCAGACAACAGCUCAGUAGACCUCAAUCUGUCCAUUUCCAGCUUCCUGUCCAAAACAAAGGAGCCUGGUUCUGUUUCUAUACAGGACUCCAAACGGCAGAAGAAGACGCUGAAGAAAACUCGUAAGUUCAUGGUGGAUGGGGUGGAAGUGAGCGUCACAACAUCAAAGAUCGUCACUGACAACGACACCAAGAACGAGGAGAUGAGAUUCCUCAGGCGGCAGGAGCUGAGGGAGCUGCGUCUCCUGCAGAAGGAGGAGCAGAGAGCCCAGCAGCAGCUCAGCAACAAGCUGCAGCAGCAGAAGGAGCAGAUCUACAGACGCUUUGAGCAGGAGACCACUAGUAAGAAGCGUCAGUACGACCAGGAGGUGGAGAACCUGGAGCGGCAGCAGAAGCAGACCAUCGAGAGGCUGGAGCAGGAGCACACCAACCGGCUGCGAGACGAGGCCAAGCGCAUCAAAGCUGAGCAGGACAAGGAGCUGUCCAAGUGCCAGAACAUGCUGAAGAACUGCAAGAAAGAGGAACAGGAGUUCCUCCAGAAGCAGCAGCAGGAUCUGGACAGCGCGCUGAAGAAAAUAAUCCAGCAACACAAGCACGAGCUGGCCACCAUAGAGAGAGACUGCCUGAACCACAAGCAGCAGCUGCUCAGAGCACGAGAGGCUGCAAUGUGGGAGAUGGAAGAGCGCCACCUGCAGGAGAAACACCAGCUGUUCAAACAGCAGCUGAAAGACCAGUACUUCAUGCAGAGACACCAGCUGCUGAAGAGACAUGAGAAGGAGAUGGAGCAGAUGCAGCGCUACAACCAGCGCCUCAUCGAGGAGCUGAAGAGCAAACAGACGCAGGAGCGAGCCCGGCUGCCCAAAAUCCAACGCAGCGAAGCCAAGACGCGCAUGGCUAUGUUCAAGAAGAGCCUCCGCAUCACCGCAGCACUCAUCACCCCCGAGCAGGAGAGGGACAAGGUCAAGCAGUUUGCAGCUCAGGAGGAGAAGAGGCAGAAGAACGAGCGUCUACACCAGCAGCAGAAACACGACAACCAGAUGAGAGACCUGCAGCUGCAAUGCGACGCCAACAUCCGGGAGCUGCAGCAGCUGCAGAAUGAGAAGUGUCACCUGCUCAUCGAACAUGAGACCCAGAAGCUGAAGGAGCUGGACGAGGACCACAGCGUGGAGCUGAAGGAGUGGAGGGAGAAGCUCCGGCCCAGGAAGAAGGCGUUGGAGGAGGAGUUCGCCAGGAAGCUGCAGGAACAGGAAGUGUUCUUCAAGAUGAGCGGGGAGUCAGAGUGCCUUAACCCGACCACCCAGAGCCGCAUCUCCAAGUUCUACCCGAUCCCCACCGUCCACUCCACCGGGUUCUAACCCAAACGGGCCGACAAAGGACAGGAAGUCUGAGGAGCUGCUGCGGCGCCCCUUCAGUCGCCACAACCCAGUGCCUGAUGAACCGGAAAUAUCUCCACCUUCAGAUCCCUGCAGACGUUUACACUACGGAUCGCUCUCUGUUUUUUUAUGGUCAAACAUGAAUCAGUCAGUCAAUUCUAAGUGAUUAUGAUACAGAAUGUAUUUGUGGCUAAAACACUCCUAUUGAAGGAACGGGUUACAGCAGAUUUUCAUCCAGAUAGUUUAGAUUUUGUGGUUCUGUUGAGGCUCUGAUGCUCAUCUCCUGGCUGACAUGGAUGCAGUUUUUUCCUUCUGAAUGCCUUCAGGUUUGUUGUAAAAUAUUUCAAAGACACUCAUGGUUUUUAUUCUCUAAGGAAGCAUCAACUUAUCAGCUCCAACAGCAAAGAAAGAAAAAUCUGGAAAAUGAAGAAACGUUUGUGUAUUUUUAUCUUCUGAUGAUGUAUUUUGUUUCUUAAAAAGCCCAAAGUAGAUCUGUUAGCCUUAAUCAUUUAGAUGUAUUGUAAAGUUGUUACUGCGACUUUAAGGAUUCAGAUGUGUUGUGGAGGUUUUUAUUCUGUAUUCAAGAAAACUAAACUAAACACAAAAAUUAAUUUCUUUUCAUUUACUUUUAUUAAUUUAAAAAAAACUGGACCUGACUGGUUUAGGCCUUUCUGACCUCUGAUUGGUUCAACUCGUUAUUGUUUUUCUUGAUUGGCUGUUCUGAGUUGUUAAAUAAAUAUAAUGAAGGAGUGCUGUGCACCUUUUUUUAGAAAAAUAUUUUCAAUUACUAUUUAUACGAAAACUGCUCAGCUUCCUAAAUUCAGACUGAAAACAAAAACAUAUCGACUCAUUAAUUCAUUUUUUAAAUACAUGUAUAGUUUUUAGAAAUGCUUGUAUAAUGUUGAUUUUCAUUCUGCUGUAAAUAAAAUAUUUCCUC
Messenger RNA from Poecilia latipinna (sailfin molly), 3682 nucleotides. RefSeq names its product serine/threonine-protein kinase 10-like. Gene Ontology annotation, biological process: protein phosphorylation. Bases 103 to 2727 code for a protein of 874 amino acids. Lineage: Eukaryota; Metazoa; Chordata; Actinopteri; Cyprinodontiformes; Poeciliidae. The record is from RefSeq and is a predicted model, not a curated record. The transcript is spliced from 16 exons. Gene Ontology annotation, molecular function: protein binding; protein serine/threonine kinase activity; ATP binding.